This is a messenger RNA of Suillus paluster, 255 nucleotides long. RefSeq lists its product as uncharacterized. The coding region runs from base 1 to 255 and encodes 84 amino acids. The transcript has a single exon. NCBI's taxonomy places the organism in Eukaryota, Fungi, Basidiomycota, Agaricomycetes, Boletales, Suillaceae. The record is from RefSeq and is a predicted model, not a curated record.
AUGAUCGAUGUUGGAUUCCUCACCGAAGCAGUCUCGACUUCCCGACAAAUCAAACUUACUGAGCUUUCUGAAAUGCUCGGAGUCCACAGGAACACAUUACGACGUUAUAUGAAGCGCUAUGGAGUUGAAAGAAAAUACUCGAACCUUACUAACAUCGACCUUGAUCUUCUCAUCACCGAGUUCAAGAAAAAGCGGCCUGAUUCAGGUAUAAGGUGCAUCAUUGGUUUUCUCCGCAGGCAUGGACUGCGAGUGUAG